UCCUUCGCCCCGGCUUCGGUGUUCCCCCGCCGGCCGCUUUCACGUGUAUGUUGACAUGGUUGAUGCAUGCAUGCGUGCGUGCAGUGGACUGCUUGUAAGUAACAGUAGUUGUAGUGGUGCAGGUAGUAACAACGUGAUUUUCCGGUGGAUGUCGGAGGUCGUGGUGCUUCGGAACACGGUUCCAAUCAUUCCCAGCGCUCCAUAGUCUGCGGUAGGUUCCAAGCCACGAGGUGGCGAAGUGGAGCUGAGGUGAACAAUUGCUGCCAGUGCACUGCAGGCUUUCUUGUUAGUAUUCCCGCGGAGUUGUGUGGUUUCCGAAUCACCCGCUGUGACAGAUCCAGGACUAGAGCUAGAGCGCAGCCGUCAAAAUGUCGUAGCUGCAAAUGCUGCAUGCCCUGUUGUCAUUGCCAAACGCUUGUCAGCGUACUUGAUCUUGAGGUGACUAGCGCUAGUGGCAGCCCUGUCGGCAGUUCUUGAGCGCCCGCUAGGAACAUAAUGGUAGCGGUGUUCUGAGGAGUCCUGAGAUUUCGUUCUUUCGCCCAGCCGUAACCCCACAGUUACGGCCUGUAGAAUUAUUCCAGUUGAGAUCGCCCAGCGCUUCGAGUAACAUAGUCAUUGUUCUAGUGGCAAUAGUAGUGAACGGUGCCGUGUACGUGGUCUUCGCAUCCUGCCCUGAGGAAAAGGAAAGGAGUGGACGGAGUGGACAUUCUGGCACACGCUAGCUGCUGGGAACUGGAAACGAAUACCUAGGAGGUAAAGUGCAUAGAUGAGAGCAGAGGAAUUAUCACUUUGCUGAGCACCUACAGUCAUCACGUUGUACAGAAGCAUCACCUUAAGCUACUUUCACCGCCGGUCAUAGUGUUCUUACUUGGAUAGUGCCAGGAUAUCAACUUCACCAGACUUGUCCCAUCUAUCAUGCCAUUUCCCGUGGAUGGACAGUGUUGAUUCCUCGCUGUAGAUAACAUACACUAGCAGUGUUUGUUCACUUUUAGCAUAGUUGUUCCAAGCUGUGUCAAUUUACUAACUUUCAAGUAAGCGUGACGGUGAACAUUUUCAGUGGAUCUCCAUUGCUGGUUAGUGAAUCUCCGUUGCCAGUGAGUGGGUCGCCGUUGCUGGUGUGUGGGUAUGUUGCUAAGAGAAUCUCUGCAGUCCGAUCGUCCAGCACCGCAGCGUGGUGACAGUGACAGUGUGGCCACCAGGAACACAGUGAAGAUGUCAUCAGCAGCAGCCAUGAUGUCAUUAUCAACUACGAUGAUGUCACCGGUGAGCACUAACACAUCUACACUGGGCCACGCUUCAGACUCGGGAACCUCCGCUGCAACCAUCGGUAUCAUAGUGGGAAUCCUGGCUGUUCUCCUCGUCAUAAUCGUAGUCCUAGUAGUAAUAUUACUACGCAGACGUAACAAUGCUCGUAGUGACACUGCAGAUGCACGUCCCGUGGGCAGAAAGCAAAAGCCCGCGCAGCAGCAUGCGCUGCCGUUACCGCCGGCUGCGAUUGCCGAGAACGGACGACGCUUGGCUGCCGUGGAAACGCUACCCUACAUACCGCCGCAGCCGGUCCCUGUGAAUGGGGGUCGCCAUGGCAACAAGGACACGAUUGGCAGUCGGGAUACGUACGACGGUGCAUAUAACGGACGAUCAGCUGCUGACCAAGACCCGAGUUUGAUGUUGCGUCCGUCCAUCGAUCCUGUUCAGAACGAAGCCUAUGAGGAUGUCAUAGCCGUGUCUAUACCACACCGAGAGUACACCCCACUGAAUGAUUAUGAGAAUGUCAUCAUCAACAACAUGAAAACUCCGGCAUCACGCGAGCCGAGUCGCAAUUCCCAGUACUCCACGACCAGCGAGGAUGCUCAUUUGCUGGCGUCACGGCAACCAUCGGCACAGGCACCAGCACUGCAGACCAUACAGGGCAGUCUGAGCUCGGAGUCGAUGAGUUUGGUGGACGAGUCAGCGUACGCUUCUCCUGAAGAGCUCGUUGCUGUAAUUCGCAGGCAUGCUGCAGCGUAUGAGAACCUUGGGAUUUGUGCUGCUCCACUAAAACCUGCUCUGUCAGCAGCCCUGAGCGCACCAGGUCCCAAACCAAAGGUUCCGCCACGUCGACACAACAAACAACUCGAGGCAACGGCAUCUGAUGCCUCACACCUACCCAUGGUGGAUCGUAUCUAUGCCGACGAUUACUAUGACAAUAGUGAACUUCUACGAGCCGGUGUGACGACAGAGCCAACUGGAGCUGACGCAUCGCUUGAGGAUAGCUAUGAGUCAUCAAUGACAUCACCGCAUGCCUAUGAUGAUGUCAUACAUCAGUCUAGUAGGGACAGUGCUGGUGUGAUGCGAGGUCAGCUGAGUACAUCCGCACCCGUAGCCAGCGACUCAAUUGGUGUUAGCUCUACUGCCGGUGCUGCUCUGUACGAUAGUGGCAACGAGUGUCAUGAAGCCAUUGGUGCGCAGAACAGCACGGCUGGUCUCAUUCCGACGGGCAGAAACCAUGGUUACGAAGAGGUUGAGCUGCUCAAACCGUCAGCAAAGUCCACCGUGGCACCACACCAGACAUACGAACGGCUAACCAGCAAGCAAUAUAGAGAGAUACCAAGCUCUGAGAUUCACAAGGUCAACAUGGUUGGAAAAGGAUCGUUUGGUGAGGUUUGGCUGGGAAAAUGGAUCACACCUGAUGGUAAAUCAGUGGAUGUAGCCGUUAAGAGUCUGCAUAGCACGUGUGAUGCACUGUCCAAGGGCAAGCUGCUGGAAGAGGCCAACCUCCUGGGACGAUUUCAUCACCGUAACAUUGUCCAGCUGCAUGGCGUUACCCAGUCAUCUACAAACAACCAGCAACCUCAACUUGUACUACAGUGGGCUGAGCGUGGGUGCUUGUUGGCAUGGUUACGCACCACCAGCCAGACCUGGGUAUGUAUGCACAUGUACUUGUCAUGA
This is a messenger RNA of Sycon ciliatum, 2928 nucleotides long. RefSeq lists its product as uncharacterized. Gene Ontology annotation, molecular function: transmembrane receptor protein tyrosine kinase activity; ATP binding. Lineage: Eukaryota; Metazoa; Porifera; Calcarea; Leucosolenida; Sycettidae. Bases 1126 to 2928 code for a protein of 600 amino acids. Gene Ontology annotation, cellular component: signaling receptor complex; plasma membrane. Gene Ontology annotation, biological process: positive regulation of kinase activity; protein phosphorylation; cell surface receptor protein tyrosine kinase signaling pathway. The record is from RefSeq and is a predicted model, not a curated record. The transcript has 10 exons.